GUAGUACUACUACUACUACCUUGGCAAGAAUCCACAACAAGAGCAGCGGUUUUCUGAGAGAGUCAGAGUCUGCGUUUGAGUUUCCCCAAUCCCUUCCUUCCUUCCUUCUUAUUCAUUCUUACUAAUCUAUAACCCUAUUCAUUCUUUAUUUACGAUGAUGCUUUGGUUCAGUUGUUGAGUUCUUCUUGCGAUUAUUUUUAGCUUGUUAUCCCCUUCGAAAACCCCUAUUGGCUAUUGGCUAUGGCAAAUUCUCGAAUUGGUUCGUCAUUUUCUUGUUCAGCGGCUUCCAUUUCUUCUCCUUUUCAACGCACAAGAGCUCCCGCUUCCCAGUUGAGCUUAUCACAAGGGGUGUUUGUCAACCAGCUAUCUGUUGCUCAGCUGAAGAUACACACUAAAGACAAAUCAUGGCGGUUUAAAUUUACAAAUGGAAAGCCAAAGUUAAAAGGAAGGUUCCAGAAACAGCACAGUGCUCUUUUUGUUGUCUCUGAGGACCAGUCAGAACACAGUGAGCUUGAAAUAGCUGCUACAGUGCCUGAAAACAACAAUAAUAUUGUUCAAAACUUCUCUCCUGCAAGCAACUCUUCUUAUCAUUUGUCAGGGAGUGACGGAAAACCAGGUUUAAUAUCAUUUUAUAGUCGUCCAUAUGGAAGAGAUAAUGAGGUCCUUUUAUCAAAUCCAGAGAAGAGUCAAAAUAGCAUAUUAUGGUUUAUGGGCCCUACGGUCCUCGUUGCCUCUUUCAUUUUUCCUUCACUAUACAUGCGUAAAUUGCUCUCCAUCAUUUUCGAGGACUCUUUAUUAACAGAUUUCCUCAUAUUAUUCUUCACUGAAGCAAUUUUCUAUUGUGGUGUUUCACUAUUUCUUUUUCUACUGGACCAUUUAAGGAGACCUGUACAACUGGAUAUUGUUGCAAAUAAUGGCAACACUCUGCCCCCUCAGAUGGGACAGAGAAUCUCUUCUGUUGCUACACUGGUACUUAGUCUUGUAAUUCCUAUGGUCACUAUGGGUUUGGUCUGGCCAUGGACAGGCCCUGCAGCCUCAGCAACUCUUGCUCCAUACCUUGUUGGCAUAGUUGUCCAGUUCGCGUUCGAGCAGUAUGCUAGAUAUCGGAAAUCGCCUUCAUGGUGUGCUAUUCCAUUCAUAUUUCAAGUGUAUAGGCUGCACCAACUAAAUAGAGCAGCACAACUGGUGACAGCUUUAUCAUCUACCGUAAGAGGAGCUGAGAUGACCUCGCACAACAUGGCCAUAAUCAGCUCUCUGGGUACCCUUCUAAAUGUCCUCCAAUCUCUUGGUGUGAUUUGCAUUUGGUCCCUGUCAAGCUUCCUCAUGAGAUUUAUACCUUCUGCUUCCACAACCAUGCAGUGAACUAAAGAAUUUAUUGUAAAGUUUGUUAACAAUGUCAUGUGUCCCAACCCAUAGUUAAUUUUUGUGGCAGAAUCUGCAGAUGUACUUGUUAUUGUUUUAUUUUGUGGUCUAAACUGUUAAGUCUAAUUGGACAUUUAAACACUAAUCCUUUGACUCGUCUAGACUAAUUUGUAAUUGAGGACCUUGGAUACCGAAGAAAUAACAGGAAUACUUGUAGUUUUACGGCA
Molecule: messenger RNA, 1589 nt
Organism: Lotus japonicus
Lineage: Eukaryota; Viridiplantae; Streptophyta; Magnoliopsida; Fabales; Fabaceae
Exons: 5
Coding region: 241-1362 (373 amino acids)
Cellular component (GO): chloroplast
Source: RefSeq, a predicted model, not a curated record